UAAAAAUAAUAAAAUCCUGAACAAAGAGAGACGGUACUUGGUACAUUUUGCAGAGAUGUUCCAUUCAGUGCAUUCCGGCUGUUUCAUGCCUGCGCCCUUAUCUCUCCUGUACAGGACUUCUUUGCCCAGUCCUACCAUUAUCAUGGCUCCAAGAACGGCUCUUGUCCAACUACAUUGAAGGAUAAUUCCAAGUCCAAUCCCUUGUCUUCAUUGGUUGACAAUUGGGAAAUAAUAAGCGUACAAACUAAUUGGGUGUUUGCUCAAAAUUAUCUGCAUCGCUCUGGCCGAGAGGAAGAUGCAGAGGCACAAAAAAGUUGAAUAUUCAUAUUUGGCUAUCUCUCAAAGCCAUCUUAAAAACAUAUUUGAAUUGUGAAAGUAAAAAAAAAAUGUUGGAAGUCAAUCUCUUUGCAUAUCCAUAUAUUGAAUCUAGCUCACACAUGGUCUAAUAGACUUCACAUUAAUAUAUUCCUAAAAACAUAUCAACAUAUUUUGCUGUUUACCUCUAUUUGUUUGAUCAGCUUACAUUUCCCCCUUUCCUUCAGGACUUGGAGAUUAAAUGCUUGACACUCUCUCCUCCGUGCAGGCUUAAAUAGUGUCCAUAUUUGUUUGCUCCUGGGCUUUUGGGAUGCGGCUUCCCUGAACUUUUCCAAUGUGGAAUAGCUCUGUUACAUUGUCAAAGAGCUUGUCAGUUGCACGUAAAAAUUGCAGUUUGUUAAACUUGGCAGUGCAGGCAGUCCUUGGAUUAGAAACGACCAACUUAAAGACAAUCUGAUGUAAGAUAGGAACAGACUGCCUACUGCUGAAAAUGGCCGAGUCUGGAAGCUGCUCAUUUUUAGUGUACAGCCUCUUUUCAGGGGUUCCUGAAACGGUGCAGCUUCAUCGGCUGAGGGAAGGACAAUGCUCCCCACCACUUCUAGUAAUGGGCAGUCCGUUUGUAAGCCCAUGUUUUGACUAAAACACCAAUUUGGGUUAAAGACAGAGUUGGGGAAUGGAACUACAUUUUAAUUCAGGGGUAAAAGUCUCUAUUAGAGGUUACCAGAAUUACAUUUUAGUAGGAUUUCAGUAGUGAUAACACAAAAGCAGAGACUAUAAUAGGCUGUUUUGAAGUGACUGUUUCUGUCAUGAUGUUGUAUUCCAGAAUGGCAGAGCCACCAAACCUGAACUUGAUCCUCUUUGGUUUCUUCCAGAGUCUAGCCCAGCUAGAGAAUCUGUGCAAGCAACUCUAUGAGACGACGGACACCACUACACGGCUCCAGGCAGAGAAAGCCCUGGUGGAAUUUACUAAUAGCCCGGAUUGCUUGAACAAGUGCCAGCUUCUCCUUGAAAGAGGGAGUUCGUCGUAUUCCCAAUUAUUGGCAGCUACAUGCCUUACAAAACUGGUGUCACGCACAAGCAACCCUUUGCCCUUGGAACAACGCAUCGACAUACGGAAUUAUGUGCUUAAUUACCUUGCUACCAGACCUAAGCUGGCCACGUUUGUUACACAAGCACUAAUUCAGCUGUAUGCCAGGAUCACAAAGCUGGGAUGGUUUGACUGUCAGAAGGAUGAAUAUGUUUUCAGAAAUGUCAUCACUGAUGUCACAAGAUUUUUGCAGGACAGUGUUGAGCACUGCAUCAUAGGAGUGACAAUCUUGUCUCAGCUAACAAAUGAAAUUAAUCAAGCAGACACUACACAUCCUUUGACCAAGCACAGGAAAAUUGCUUCUUCAUUCCGAGACUCAUCAUUAUUUGAUAUUUUCACACUCUCCUGCAAUUUAUUGAAACAGGCUUCAGGAAAAAACCUGAAUUUGAAUGACGAAAGUCAGCAUGGUCUUCUUAUGCAGCUUCUCAAGCUCACACACAAUUGUUUGAACUUUGACUUCAUUGGUACAUCAACAGAUGAGUCCUCUGACGACCUCUGCACAGUGCAGAUCCCCACCAGCUGGAGAUCAGGUUUGGUGCAGCAGCAGCUCGACCAGCUCUCCACGAUUGGGCGCUGCGAAUACGAGAAGACCUGUGCCCUCCUGGUGCAGCUCUUUGACCAAUCCGCCCAGUCCUACCAGGAACUACUGCAGAGCGCCACGGCCAUCCCCAUGGAUGUGGCCGUCCAAGAAGGACGCCUCACCUGGCUUGUCUACAUCAUUGGGGCCGUGAUUGGCGGGCGAGUAUCCUUUGCUAGUACAGAUGAGCAAGAUGCCAUGGAUGGUGAACUGGUCUGUCGGGUUCUUCAGCUCAUGAACUUGACGGAUUCCCGUCUUGCUCAGGCAGGCAAUGAGAAGCUGGAGCUGGCCAUGCUGAGCUUCUUUGAGCAGUUCCGAAAGAUUUACAUAGGAGACCAGGUGCAGAAAUCCUCUAAGCUGUAUCGCCGGCUCUCAGAAGUCUUGGGGCUGAACGAUGAGACCAUGGUGCUGAGCGUCUUCAUAGGAAAAAUAAUCACUAACUUGAAGUACUGGGGACGGUGUGAACCCAUCACCUCCAAGACGUUGCAGCUUCUCAAUGAUCUCUCCAUUGGCUACAGCAGUGUUAGGAAGCUGGUGAAACUGAGCGCUGUGCAGUUCAUGCUGAACAAUCACACGAGUGAGCACUUUUCCUUCCUGGGUAUUAACAAUCAAUCCAACCUGAGUGAUAUGAGAUGUCGGACUACUUUCUAUACGGCACUUGGGCGCCUCCUCAUGGUGGACCUCGGGGAGGAUGAAGAUCAGUAUGAGCAAUUCAUGUUACCCCUCACUGCUGCCUUUGAAACGGUGGCCCAGAUGUUCAGCACCAACACCUUCAAUGAGCCGGAGGCAAAGAGGACGCUGGUGGGCCUUGUGAGGGACCUGAGGGGCAUUGCCUUUGCCUUCAAUGCCAAGACUAGUUUCAUGAUGCUCUUCGAGUGGAUCUACCCGGCCUACAUGCCAAUCUUGCAGCGGGCCGUUGAGCUCUGGUACCAUGACCCGGCCUGCACCACCCCUGUGCUCAAACUGAUGGCUGAGCUGGUGCACAACAGGUCCCAGAGGCUGCAGUUUGAUGUCUCCUCCCCCAAUGGCAUCCUGCUCUUCCGGGAAACAAGUAAAAUGAUAACUACCUACGGAAACCGUAUCCUGACUUUGGGGGAAGUUCCGAAAGAUCAGGUCUAUGCCUUGAAGCUCAAAGGGGUUUCCAUCUGCUUCUCCAUGCUAAAAGCCGCCCUGAGUGGCAGCUACGUCAAUUUCGGUGUCUUCCGCCUCUAUGGGGAUGAUGCCCUCGACAACGCCUUGCAGACUUUCAUCAAGCUGCUGCUCUCCAUCCCACACAGCGACUUGCUGGAUUACCCUAAACUCAGCCAGUCCUACUAUUCGUUACUGGAAGUUCUUACUCAAGAUCACAUGAAUUUUAUAGCUAGCCUGGAGCCACAUGUAAUCAUGUAUAUUCUGUCUUCCAUUUCAGAAGGUCUCACAGCACUAGAUACCAUGGUUUGCACUGGAUGCUGCUCCUGCUUAGACCACAUUGUCACUUAUCUCUUCAAGCAGCUGUCGCGCAGCACCAAAAAAAGGCCUGCCCCAUUGACCCAGGAAAGCGACCGGUUCCUCCACAUCAUGCAGCAGCACCCUGAGAUGAUUCAACAGAUGCUCUCCACAGUGUUGAAUAUCAUCAUAUUUGAAGACUGCAGGAACCAGUGGUCCAUGUCCCGGCCUCUGCUUGGCUUGAUACUUCUCAAUGAAAAGUAUUUUUCAGAUUUAAGGAAUAGCAUAGUAAACAGCCAGCCCCCCGAGAAGCAACAGGCUAUGCACCUCUGCUUUGAAAAUCUCAUGGAAGGCAUUGAGCGCAAUUUGCUGACAAAGAAUCGUGAUAGGUUUACACAGAAUCUUUCUGCAUUUCGUCGAGAAGUGAACGAUUCCAUGAAAAAUUCCACCUAUGGGGUAAACAGCAACGACAUGAUGAGCUGACGUCUCGCCAGGAGCUGCUCUCUGGGCCGAGGAGGUUAACUUUUCCGAUGGAAAGACACAAGGGUGUUUCCGAUCCCUGCUAGUCCUCCUUGGGGCUUAGGCUGCAGGAAGGGAGGGGGGCGUAAAAGGUUCAUUCGGCGAGGGUUUUUUUCCUCGGGGAAGCCCAACUGGCACCUCCCUACGUGAAUGUCAGAGGAACCCUGUGUCCUGCCACAGCCUGCCUUGUAUAAACAUGUACAUUUUUUCAUAACAUUUUGAACAAGGUUUAUAUUGACUCAAGUUUAAAAAAAAGUGUGACUGAAAUUUUUACAUAGUGCACCAAUGCUAGAGCAAGGGUGGGGUGCGAGUGAAGAGUCUCCCAGCUACCUGCCACAUGACUGGGCAAGCGGGGUGGGGGUGGGGGAGGGUUGAGAGUACAGAGUUAUAUUUAGUAACUAGUGUAGAGGCACAAGUGUAAAAUUCCAAAUGUAUAUUUUUCUUAUCUACCCCUUCAACUUAGGCCGUCCCUCCUCACCUUCCCUCAUUAGGAGCUCAAAGCCAUGCCCCAUUCCUGCCCUUCCUACACACACACACACACUAUCUUGGGAGAUGGGAGGACUAGGCUCUCUGGCGGGAGCAGCAGCAGCCUCAUUGCGCUCCUGUUCACAGAGCCUCUUCUAGCUCUGGGAACGGUGGGCAGCUCCUCUCCCACAAAGUGCCCCCUCCAGACAAAUUUCUCUCCCACUACAGUGAUGGGGACCUUUGUUUGAUAUUAAAUUGAGGGGAAAGAAGAGGGGAGGGGGAUUUCCCUUGUCCCCACCCGGCCCUUUUGCUGCUAGUUUUGUGUCCCCCAAGCCCAGGUCAAAUUGUAACCCUGGUUUCUCUUCUCAAACAGCAUCCCUUGGUUGGGGGGAGGAGAGAAUCAUUUCCUCUGGCGAUUGUGUGCUGGGUCCUUUUUCUGUGACCAGGUUGCUGAAUGAUUUGUACCGAUGUUUGCUGCAUACAGUGUAAGCAUUGUGGCUGCAAAUAAAUUAAAGUGGUUUCUACUGAA
Messenger RNA from Thamnophis sirtalis, 4917 nucleotides. The record is from RefSeq and is a predicted model, not a curated record. Lineage: Eukaryota; Metazoa; Chordata; Lepidosauria; Squamata; Natricidae.